Glycine soja is the source of this 1854-nucleotide messenger RNA. Its product is annotated as bifunctional aspartate aminotransferase and glutamate/aspartate-prephenate aminotransferase-like. The transcript has 10 exons. Lineage: Eukaryota; Viridiplantae; Streptophyta; Magnoliopsida; Fabales; Fabaceae. Bases 213 to 1637 code for a protein of 474 amino acids. Gene Ontology annotation, biological process: biosynthetic process. The record is from RefSeq and is a predicted model, not a curated record. Gene Ontology annotation, molecular function: pyridoxal phosphate binding; catalytic activity.
ACUCCAAGAAAAAGAGAAGUUCACCUUAGCUUUGCUUCUUUCCACUGAUACGUUGCACUUUAGCACGCACCAACUAACUCUCUGCCACCAACCCCAUCAAUUCCUUUAUCUCUUCUUGUUGUUUGAACGUUGCAUUGCAUUGCAUUGCAUUGCAUUGCAUUGCUUCCUCUCAUUUACCUAUCCAACGUAAGUAUUGCACCCUUGUGAUUUCCAUGGCCAGUGUACUACUUACCGCCACCAUCUCCACGAUCACCUUCGGAGACCAAUAUUCCAUUUCUCGUUGUGCUUUUCCAUCCCUAUCCACUCUUCAUCUCAGAGCCACACAGAAAGGAAUUCACGUUGAGAUGAACAAAAGGGUAGUGGUGGUAAAGGCAAUGACGACUAAGAGUGAUUUUGAUGACACAGACGUUGAUAUUUCUUUGAGCCACAGAGUUAAUGCUGUGAAGCCUUCCAAAACUGUAGCCAUAAGUGAUCAUGCCACUGCUCUUUUACAAUCUGGAGUUCCCGUUAUUCGCUUAGCUGCUGGAGAACCUGAUUUUGACACACCCGCUGUUAUAGCUGAGGCUGGAAUGAAUGCAAUUCGUGAAGGUUACACAAGAUAUACCCCUAAUGCUGGAACAUUAGAAUUGCGCCAAGCAAUAUGUCACAAGCUAAAAGAGGAGAAUGAAAUUACAUACACUCCUGAUGAGAUUGUGGUCAGUAAUGGAGCUAAGCAGAGUGUUGUUCAAGCAGUGCUUGCAGUUUGUUCCCCAGGAGAUGAGGUUAUUAUUCCAGCUCCAUUCUAUACGAGUUAUCCGGAAAUGGCAAGAUUGGCUGAUGCAACACCUGUGAUUCUUCCAAGCCAUAUAUCUAAUAAUUUUCUUUUAGAUCCCAAACUGCUCGAAGCCAAUCUUACCGAAAGAUCAAGACUACUUAUUCUUUGUUCACCGUGUAACCCAACAGGAUCUGUCUACUCUAAGAAAUUACUUGAAGAGAUAGCCCAAAUUGUUGCAAAGCACCCCAGGCUUCUGGUUCUCUCUGAUGAAAUAUAUGAACACAUAAUUUACGCACCAGCAACUCAUACAAGCUUUGCAUCUUUACCUGGAAUGUGGGACCGAACUCUAACUGUGAAUGGAUUUUCCAAGACAUUUGCAAUGACUGGUUGGCGGCUUGGGUACAUUGCUGGUACAAAACAUUUUGUUGCAGCAUGCGGAAAGAUUCAAAGUCAGUUCACUUCAGGUGCAAGUAGUAUAUCUCAGAAAGCUGGAGUUGCUGCAUUAGGACUAGGCUAUGCUGGUGGGGAAGCUGUUUCAACCAUGGUGAAAGCCUUCAGGGAAAGAAGGGAUUUCUUGGUUGAAAGCUUUAGAGAAAUGGAUGGUGUGAAAAUAUCUGAACCACAGGGAGCAUUUUAUCUAUUCAUUGAUUUCAGCUCCUAUUAUGGAAGAGAAGUUGAAGGGUUCGGUAUAAUUGAGAAUUCUGACUCCCUCUGUCGAUACCUGCUGGACAAGGGCCUGGUUGCCUUGGUGCCGGGGAGUGCAUUUGGAGAUGAUUCUUGCAUCCGCAUCUCUUAUGCCGAAUCCCUUACCAAUUUAAAGACAGCCGUGGAGAGGAUUAAGAAAGCACUUAUCCCUCUAAUUAGCUCUGCUGCACUUGUUUAACUAAUACUAAUUAAUUGCUCUCUUCUACUUAUUGUGUUUUAUUUUUUAUUUGCAAUUUAUUAGUGUUUAUAUAUCACGAAAAUGAGUAAUGAUGAAUCCCUUACUAUAUCCUCCUAUAAAUCCUUUUAAUACUAAAUUAUACAGUAAGUGUUACAUGAAAAGUGAAAACAUUAGUAAUUGAUACAUUGAAAAAUACUAUUAAAUACGUUUUUUUUUA